Messenger RNA from Prunus persica (peach), 2727 nucleotides. RefSeq names its product protein transport Sec1a. Gene Ontology annotation, molecular function: syntaxin binding. The transcript has 22 exons. The record is from RefSeq and is a predicted model, not a curated record. Gene Ontology annotation, cellular component: secretory granule; plasma membrane. NCBI's taxonomy places the organism in Eukaryota, Viridiplantae, Streptophyta, Magnoliopsida, Rosales, Rosaceae. Gene Ontology annotation, biological process: intracellular protein transport; vesicle-mediated transport. Bases 452 to 2467 code for a protein of 671 amino acids.
UAUAAUUUUUUCAAUACAAGCGAUAGUACUAAAAGGAGGAGGGGAAUUGCACAAACACACAAAUAAGGUGUUAUGAGGUUUGAACUUGAGACCAUUGAUCUGCUAGUCCAAACUUUUUUUCAUUGAGCUAGAGCCGGUUGCAGGAUUUGUUUUUGGCAUAAUAUAUAUUUUUUCUUUUUUUCUUUUUUUCUUUUUUCUUUUGGCCGGAGAAAAAAGACAAACGAAUGCAAACAAAACGACGUCGUACUGACAGCCCUUGCUCGUCAGGGAAAUUUAAGCGAAGUUAACGUUUCAUUUGACACGUCCAAGCAAUAUAACGACCUUCUCUUCCUUCCCGCUCCUUUCUCGCCUCUCAAACUCAACUGAAUCUCUCCCUCUCUCUCACUCUGAAUCAUUCUUUGAUUUAUCUUCUUCUCCGUUGAUUUUGAAACUCUGCGCUGUUGCUACGACGAUGUCGUUUUCAGAUUCUGAUUCGUCUUCUCAUGGCGGAGCCACGGAGUACAAAAUUUUCCGUCAAGUCAGCCGUGACCGGUUAUUGCACGAAAUGCUUGGAUCAACCAGAACAGAGAAGUCCAAGUCUUGGAAGGUCCUCAUCAUGGAUAAAAUAACAGUGAAAGUCAUGUCCCAUUCAUGUAAAAUGGCAGAUAUCACAGACCAAGAAAUUUCAUUGGUGGAAGACCUUUUUCGAAGGAGAGAACCAUUGCCGUCCAUGGAUGUUAUUUAUUUCAUCCAGCCAACAAAAGAGAAUAUUGUCAUGUUCUUAUCUGACAUGUCUGGAAGGGAGCCUCUGUACAGGAAAGCAUUUGUAUUUUUCAGUUCACCUAUCCCAAAGGAACUUGUAAAUCACAUAAAGAGUGAUACAAGUGUUCUACCCCGCAUAGGUGCAUUGAGAGAGAUGAAUUUCGAAUACUUUCCUGUGGAUAGUCAGGCUUUUACCACUGAUCAAGAAAGGGCAAUGGAGGAGCUCUUUGGUAAUUUUGGGAAUGCUCGCAGAUUCGAUGCUUGCUUGAACAUAAUGGCAACUCGAAUUGCCACGGUUUUUGCUUCUUUAAAGGAGCUGCCAUUUGUACGGUACCGCUCUGCCAAGGCACUGGAUGAAUCUACAGAACCAACACCUAGUGAUUUAGUUGCUACAAAGCUUGCUGCUACUGUUUGGGAUAUAAUUUCAAAAUAUAAAUCUUCUAUUCCCAACUUUCCACAGAAAGAAACAUGUGAUCUGCUCAUAUUGGAUAGAUCUGUUGAUCAGAUUGCUCCUGUCAUACAUGAAUGGACAUAUGAUGCUAUGUGUCACGAUUUACUGGAUAUGGACGGGAACAAAUAUAAGCAGGAGGUUCCUAGCAAAACUGGUGGUGAUCCUGAGAAAAAGGAGGUUCUUUUGGAAGACAAUGAUCCAGUAUGGCUUGAGCUUCGCCAUACACACAUAGCUGAUGCUAGUGAACGAUUGCACGACAAGUUUACCAACUUUGCAUCAAAGAACAAGGCUGCACAGCUCCAACAGAGUGCAAGAGAGGGCAAUGAAUUAUCUACACGUGACUUGCAGAAGAUGGUUCAAGCUUUGCCACAAUACACUGAACAAGUUGAAAAGAUUUCUCUUCACGUUGAGAUUGCAGGGAAAAUUAACAAAAUUAUUAAGGAAACGGGACUUCGAGGCCUUGGGCAACUAGAGCAGGAUCUUGUCUUUGGAGAUGCAGGAGCCAAGGAGGUCAUCAAUUAUCUGAGGACCAAUCAGGAUACAACUCCUGAAAAUAAGUUGCGUUUGUUAAUGAUUUAUGCCUCUGUGUAUCCUGAGAAGUUUGAGGGAGACAAAGCUACUAAGCUAAUGCAGUUGGCAAAAUUAUCAAGCGAGGACAUGAAGGUUGUGAAUAACAUGCGGUUGCUUGGGGGUUCAUCAGAGUCCAAAAAGACAUCUAGCAGCUUCUCACUGAAGUUCAAUGCUGCAAAGACAAAGCAAGCAGCGAGAAAGGAUCGCGUUGGUGAGGAGGAAACAUGGCAACUAUCUCGGUUCUAUCCCAUGAUAGAGGAGCUCAUCGAAAAUCUUAAUAAAGGUGAAUUACUGAAGAAUGAGUAUUCAUGUAUUAAUGAACCCAUUCCAGCUCCCCAAGGGGGUAGCCUGAGAGGCAGCCGCAGUUCAUCAGCACAGAUGAGCCAACCUACCACUGCUCCUCAUUCAAUGAGAUCAAGGCGAACUGCAAAUUGGGGACGGGCUCGGCAUUCUGAUGACGGAUAUUCUAGUGACUCGGCUUUGAGAGGUGCAUGUACUGAUUUCAAGAAGAUGGGGCAACGAAUUUUUGUAUUUAUGAUUGGCGGGGCAACUCGAUCUGAGCUACGAGUUUGCCACAAGCUGACGACAAAAUUGAGAAGGGAAGUAAUCCUGGGCACUACUAGUAUCAUUGAAUCCCCACAGUAUAUUACGAAACUGAAGCUGCUGUCAGAAAAAGAACUAGCAUUGGAUGGCCUUAAAAUCUAAAUUACAGUGCCAGUGAAUAGCCAAAAUGUAUCUUUGCUCUUUGAAAUCAGAUUCAUCACCUUUCGAAGCACAGUUGUCUUUCAUCACAAGGACCAGUUUUCGUGCAUAUAUACUUUCUUCUAUUCAAUUUGUUCAUAUCCGAAGAAGGCGUGGUGGCUUCCAAAUGUUAAGGGGGCCAUUAGGAUGCUGCAGCAUUGUAAUAUUGAAUCAGCGCAGUGUGUUAAAUAUAUAUAUGUAAGAUUUUGAAGGAUUUCUUUCUG